UAAGGCUUCUUUACCUUCCCCAUCAGUUCGAGUCCGCGUCGUCAUGGCGGCGGGGCUCUUGCUCUGUUUCGCGUGGUACUUUACAAUUAUAGCGGGAUUUUAUAUGCUUUAUUGCCCUGUAAUGUAUAUAAUGUUUAUCAAUCAUAAACUGUACAGAAAAGUUGUAGACGCACUAUUUGCACUAUGGGAAUUAUAUCCAGUGGCUCUAUUUCAGUGUUUCUUUAAAACUCACUUACAUCAUUUUGGAGAUUACGUAGAUCCAGAUGAGAACACCAUCAUAGUAAUGAACCACAGGACCAGGGUCGACUGGAAUUACGUAUGGAUCGGGCUAUAUCACGCCACUCAUGAUCCCACUGGAGAAGUCUGUAUUUGUAAGGAACCGCCUGAUAAAUUUAAAAAUAGUCGAGAUAUAUUCGACAGAAUUUCUGGAGGGAUAUCAAAAAUUAAAUUUGUUUUGAAAGAUGAGCUAAAAAAUGUACCAGCGAUGGGUUGGAUCAUGCAACUGAAUUUCUUCUUGUACGUGAAACGGGAUUGGCGGGAGGACCAGUUAAACAUGUUGCAAUUUGUCGAAUAUUACAAAAAGUUAAAGUACCCAUGCAGACUGGUGCUUUUCCCAGAAGGUACAGAUUUAAGUGAGGACAAUAAACGCCGCAGCGACAAGUUUGCGGCUGCAAAUAAUUUACCAAAAUUAGAAUACGUGCUCCAUCCACGCACUACCGGGUGGGUCGCACUGUGCUCAGCUCUCCGGGGCUCCGGAUUGAACUCUGUGUAUGACGUCACAGUUGCAUAUGACACGCCGGCCCAAACAGAAGCCGAUUUAUUGCGUGGCUGCAUCCCCAAACAUGUUUAUUUUUAUUUUAAAAAAUAUUCCAUUGAACAACUGCCUGAAGAUGAUUUAGCAUUAAAAACAUGGCUCAAUAAUAGAUGGAGUGAGAAAGAAAUAAGCCUCAAAAACUUCCAUAAAAAUGGUAAAUUUUUGGAUUUAGUCUCCAAUAAAACUCCCAAAGAAAGAGGACCAAGAUCUUUGCGGAAAGCCAAGCUGGCUUUCCUGUUUUGGACCAUAAUAGACAUUGUUUUUAUAUGGGGAAUAUUUAAUAGUGUUAUACUUCAAUUUUGGGUUACGUAUCAUAGUCUUACUUUAGUAUUUGUUACUUGGAAGUUUGGUGGAUUUCAAAAUGUUCAAUGCAAACUUUUGCAAAAGCUAAAAAUUUAAUAUAGGAAAUUAGGUAAUCUAAUAUUUUGUAAAUAAACAUAUUAAAUUUGUGAAUUCUCCACAACGCCAAAGAAACGUUAAUAAAAAUAGUUUUGUAAGAACAUACACUAGCAUAAAUUAUAGGUAUGAAUACUCUGAACCUUUAAUAUAGCUUUACAUAGUGGUCCAAGGAUCCCUCCUUGGACAAGGAUACCGCAACAAUAUAAAGUAUAAUACGAUGGUGAUAAACUGUUCUAUCUAGAGCUGGAUCACACAGGUAAGUCGAAAGGAUAUGAUUUCUAUACUCAGACACACUAUUAAACAGGGAAAGAAUGGGUAAGACUAAAAGAUUAGACAACAAGAACGAAUAACGGGUAAGAUAUAACAAUAAAUUAUAAAUGUAUUUUGUUGAACAUCUUUUCUUCUGUUAAAUUACCUUCAAAACAAUAUUUAAGUACUAAGGUACUUGCACUAAGUUGCAACGUUUAUUUAGAUAUGUUGCAUAAAAGUUGCACUAAGAGUUAUUCUUAUCAGCAUGUAAUUAAAAAUCUAAACUUCAUUAUUAACUAUUUCACACAUUAAAUUUGUUUGAAAUAAUUAAAAAGGGUGAUGUUUUUAGUCUCUGGAAGUAAAGUAUUUAACAAAGCUGCAAUAAUCUCAACUGCACUAAAAAUUUAUAUCGAAAUGAAAUCUGUCUGAACAUUUACUAUAAAUGGAGCAACAAAG
Molecule: messenger RNA, 1918 nt
Organism: Amyelois transitella
Lineage: Eukaryota; Metazoa; Arthropoda; Insecta; Lepidoptera; Pyralidae
Product: lysocardiolipin acyltransferase 1
Exons: 7
Coding region: 44-1213 (389 amino acids)
Cellular component (GO): endomembrane system
Molecular function (GO): acyltransferase activity
Source: RefSeq, a predicted model, not a curated record